AGAGUACAGCGCGGAGAUUGUGGGCGGGGCUUCUCGCUGUUGUCCUGGUAACCGUGCAGACCACCCGGGCUCCCUCCAGCCUAAUGCCUUGAGCUCAGCGAGUCCCCGGAUGAAGAACAAGAAGCGGAGGAAGGGGGAAUGCCUUUCUAUGAAAAUGUUUACUAUCCUCUUGAAGCUUCAGACACACUGAGUACUCCUUCGAUGCCACGUCCUUCAUCCCCCACCAGAAUGCCUUCCUACAUCCAUGACUCUCCAUUUAAAUUCAGGACCCGCCAUGCAAGUGUUGACUGGAGAAGGAUUGGGGCUAUUGAUGUGGACAGGCUGGCUAAAGAAUUAGAUUUUGUAACUCUUCAGGAAAACAUCAUGGGUAUCACAUUCUGUAACAUAGAGAUUGAGAAGUGCCCGCAUUGUCACUGCAGCCUCGACCCUAUGCUGCUGAAGCUGUUCAGACUAUCUCAGUACACUAUUGAGUACCUGCUCCAUACUCAGGAGUACCUGACCACUAAUCUAAAGACAUUAGAAGAGAAGGUCCGCACCACCUCGGCUGAGACAGAGCAGAUACAAGCAAAAAUGGCCAAACAGACUCAUGAAAUAAAGACACUUAAAGAGGAAUGCAAGCAGAGGAAGAAGAUCAUAUCUGCCCAGCAAAUGAUGAUCAGUGCCAGCACUGGGCCCUACCACAAGUGCCAACAUUGUGAGAAGACAUUCAUGAAUCAGUCUUACUUGCAAAGCCACAUGACAAGGAGACAUCCAGAAGGAAAGCAAAAUAUCCAGUCAAGUAAUAAACUGCAGCAUGAGGUAAACUGUCUAAAAGAAGAAUUACGGCUUACCAAAAGUCAGCUGGAAGCAGAACAAGCAGCUCAUUUAGAGAAACUUUCACAGAUACAGGAAAACGAACUUAGAAAAUCAAUUGAACAAGAUGUUUCAAAAAAGUUCGAUGAAUGGAAAAAAGAAGAAAGAGAAAAAUUUGAAGAUAAAUUGAACAAAGUAACAGAGUCAUUUAUGAAAGAGCUUAAGGAAGUGACAUCCAAGAACACCUGUUUAGAAAAUGAGCUUCAUGAAAUAAAAAAAGACAGUCUGCACAGGAGAUCUGGCCUUGGCACUCUGCAGGAGAGCCCACCAAGUGAUACAGAGGAGGGCAAAUCUUCAUGUCCACAUGAUGUUCAGAGUGUGAAAAAACUUCUUGAAAUGCAGGAAGAAAAGUGGGAAAAGCGCCUACAUCUUCUUUACCAGGAGCAUGAGAAGGAGAAGAGCCAGCUUUUAUCAAAAAAUGAGAAGCUAACAUUAUCAGUGAAUGAAUAUCAAAAGACGUCCAAUGAUUUCUACAAGAAACGACUGGUUGACCUUGGACAGAGACUUCAGGAACAAAAUGAAUUAAUUAAAUGUCAAAAAGAUCAGAUUAAAGAACUAUCCUCUAAACCACCAGUGGCCAAAAGAUAUUCAGCUCCAACACUUGUGCCAGUAUUACAGAGUGUUGAACCAACAAUAAGUGUACCAGUAACAAGAGACUUGGACAGUGAAGAAGUAGCGAGCACCAACAAACUGUUGAUAAAUUCUCUGAAGAAGAACCCUUCAGUAACCAGAGCACUUCGGGAAGUCUUGGAGCAGGGGCUGGUGGAGAAAUUGGAGUCCUUGGGAGUUAAAGCGGGUGCACGUGGAGUCCCAAGUGAUCAGUUUAACAGAGUUUUGGACACAGUAGAAACUUUGAGGGAAGAAAAGGAAAAAUUAUUACCAGAAAUACCACAAAUUUGGCAAAAUCUUAACAAGCUUGUAAACAAAAAGGUGGAACAACGAGCGUCCGCAUCAUCUUUGAAACUUAAUUCCAGCUCUCAACUUUCUACUGAUGUCUUUUCCACAUUUAAAUCCUCUACUAUGGGAAGUGCAUCCUCUGCUUCAUUGCCCAGACAGAGGAAGUCCAGAGCAUCAAUACUAACAUCUUCACAAGAAGAAUUACAUGCUGAAGCAAGGUGUUCCAUCCCAGUAAUGAGCUCCACCCUAAAAACUACGCUGGUGUCCUCAAAGGAAGCUCAUGUACUACCAUCAAGUAUUACGACACCUCCGUUUAGCUCCGAAGAUGUGUCAGACUUGCAGGAUGAGUUCGUGCAGCAACACAAACAUCAUAAUUGUUUGAAAUCGAAAUCUUCACUUAAUGGAAAAGUUAGUGUUGGUUUUGCAUCAACAGAAAGUGAGUCAGAAGGGAGUGUGCUGGAGGAGAUAAAGCAACAGCCGGCACAUAAGUCAGCUCCAGUUAAACCAGCCAGAGCAACAUUAGUGAAAGAACGUUCUAAACAGCUGGAAGCAGCCCGGUCAACACGUACAGCUGAUCUAAAACUUGUUGGUGGUGUGGAUAUUGCUGAUGCCUUUGUGAAAAAGGACCCAGUUAUGGAGUUAAAGGUUACUGACCUCGAUGACACUCAAUCUGACUGCACUUCUGUAGAGGACGAACCUUUUGAAAUACGAAAACCCAGACAAGCUAGUGUGCACAAAAAAGAGUUUUCUGCUACUUAUGUUAAAAAUUCUUAUAGUGCUUCUAUGCUGACAAAAGGAGAUGCCCGUGACGCUGACACCUCCAGUACAUUAGUGAGUAGUUUAGUUAGCGUGAGUGACCUCAGUGACUCGUCGGAUGCCUGACUCUUUGGUCAUACUAUACAGCACCUUAUGAAUUUGUGAAGCUAGUGUUGGCAAUCUUGUUUUAUAUGUGUCUUAUUUUUUUUAAAUUAUUAUAAGAGAUAGUAAAUAUAAUUAUUGUCCUCACUGACUACAGAUAUACUCUAUUAUUCUGUUUUCAUAUGUCUUUCUGUCCACACUCUGACAUCCAACCUUUAUACGGUACAAUGAAUUCAUUGUGAAGCACUUGUUCUUAUUUUUAUUUCCUCCCUCACAUUACUCUAAUGUAUAUAUCAUGAUCAGUUGCACAGUAGAGUCUUGCUAAAUUUAUACAGUGUUCGUCCACUUGCAAUUUGAUGUCUAAAUAUUUCAGAGCACUGUUACAAUCCAGAUUUCUAUUUUGUAGAUUGCAAUCCAGUGUUUCUACUAGGGACUUUACCCCUCCCCCCCAUAAAUUCCUAUGAUAAAGGGCACCUGAACAGUAAUGUUCCCUGUCCAAUUUGGAUAUAAGUCCAAGAAUAUAUGUCUUCUUUUUUUAUGGUAUGCCAAGCUGUAAAGUACAAGAUUGUUGAUAUUUUUGUAAUACCACAUUUAUUCAGUGGUCAGAAAAGUGGUACUGUAUUUUUAUAACUUUUUGUACUGGAGCUUUUGAAAAAAAAACAGUAUUAAAAUCUGAUCUUGAAGUGAAAUUAUUUGUCUGCUAUGUAUGCAAUAAUAAAAAUGUGAAUAAUGAUUUUAUUUAAACCAGUCCAUCACAACCUUAAAUGCUUUAGCUACAUCAAGGAAAUAUGCACUAAAACUGACAAAACAACGACUGCAGAAAUACCAUGAAAUACAACAAUGUCACACCAAUAUAAGGUCAAAACCCAUCAGACACAAAUCUUAUAUUCCAUCACCAUCCUUUUUUUGGUAGGUAAAAGUACCAUCUCUGGGCUUGUCUAUUAUAGGGCAAAGAAGGAGGUACAGAAACUGCAAAACCUGAUGAAAAGCUUCUUGAACUCUCCACAAUUUGCCAUGUUGUCUUUUCUAUUUAAUGCUCAGAAAAACAAUAUUCAUGCAACUAGUUGGACUUAAAGUAUAAAUCAUAAGUCAAACACAAUUACAUGAAU
Messenger RNA from Hyla sarda, 3716 nucleotides. RefSeq names its product DAZ interacting zinc finger protein 1 (gene DZIP1). Gene Ontology annotation, cellular component: ciliary basal body; cytoplasm. Gene Ontology annotation, biological process: cilium assembly. NCBI's taxonomy places the organism in Eukaryota, Metazoa, Chordata, Amphibia, Anura, Hylidae. The record is from RefSeq and is a predicted model, not a curated record. The coding region runs from base 139 to 2631 and encodes 830 amino acids. The transcript has 18 exons.